This is a messenger RNA of Vidua chalybeata, 1098 nucleotides long. It is a transcript of the gene MKRN2OS, whose product is annotated as MKRN2 opposite strand. Lineage: Eukaryota; Metazoa; Chordata; Aves; Passeriformes; Viduidae. The transcript is spliced from 4 exons. The record is from RefSeq and is a predicted model, not a curated record. The coding region runs from base 1 to 657 and encodes 218 amino acids.
AUGGCGGUGCUGCGCGUGCGCCACUGCCGCGCGCUCCUGUACUGCCGGCGCGCGCCCCCGCGCUGCCCCGCGUGCGGCGGGGACCUGCGCGGCGCCGGGCUGGCCAACGCGCCUGUCCGCCUGCCCUGCCCCUUCCGGCACGGCCACGGGCAGCCCCGCGCCUUCCUCAUCAGGCCCAGCCGCGGCACCUUCCUGCACGGCUACGACGGGCACGGCGACCUGCACGUGGGCAUCACCGACUCCCGGGGUGUGGUGUACAACUAUGACCAGGAGGGCGUGCACAGGGCUGGCAGUGGCUGGGAGCAGUGCAUCAGCAUCCCCCUGGUGCAGCCAGACAUGUGGGAGCUCCUGCAGCAGUGGGACAACCUCCUGGAGGAAUUCUCCUUGGAAGAGGCCUGGCUCCCUCACAGGUACGAGGAGCAGCAGCACAACUGCUACACCUUCGCCCUGGCCUUUGUCAACCGCGUGCGGCAGGGCCGGGGCCGGGCGGCGCUGAGCAAAGCCGAGUUCACCGAGCGCUUCCUGCUGCCCCGCACCACGGAGGCCUCCCGCUACCUCGCCCUGCAGCAGCAGCUGGCCCACAGAGAUGUCUACAUCGUGCCCUUGGCUGAGCAGGAGCACGACAGCCCGCCUGGAAACCACAGCCUGCUGGAGUAGCAGUGGGAAAGGAAGGGUUGGGGCUCCCCCUCAGGGGGUUCAAAACACCCUUAACUUCACCCUGCACCUCAGGGAGGAUCACGAUACUGAGCUUGUGCGUUUCAAUGAAGUUACACACACACAAUGUACACACUACAGAGAAUUUCCAUGGGAACUAUUCCUGUGGAAAAAUGUUUUGUGAUUUAACAUUCACUGUGUUGAUCUGUUCUGCAAAGACACUUCACACCAGAAAUCAGAACUGCUGUGGAAUUCAGGGCUUUACAAAUGAACUUCAGCUGUAGCAAACCAAAAUGGCCUUUUCCUGUCACAUUUGUUUACUGAUGAGUGAAAAAAAGGGAACGUGCUUUUGUGUGCUGCUAAAUCCCAUGCCUGUCUGACUGUUAAUUUCCUUUCCUUUAAUUACUAAUAAAUGUACCAGCCAAUAAAUCCAGUCUCUUUGCC